CAUGUUGAAGCUCCGCCUUUCCCUGACGGCUACUGCUCGGCCUCCGGCUGCUGCCGUAGCUCUCCAGCGCACAGAUAAGGAUUUGGAUUUAUUGAGGAGACUGCUUAAAGGUGAAGAAUGGCACUGAAACAGCUUUCCAGCAACAAGUGCUUUGGAGGAUUGCAAAAGGUUUUUGAACAUGACAGUGUUGAAUUGAAGUGCAAAAUGAAAUUUGCUAUCUACUUACCACCAAAGGCAGAAACUGGAAAAUGCCCUGCACUAUACUGGCUCUCUGGUUUAACUUGCACAGAACAAAAUUUUAUUACAAAAUCUGGUUAUCAUCAAGCUGCCUCAGAACACGGCCUUGUCGUCAUUGCUCCAGAUACCAGCCCUCGUGGCUGUAAUAUUAAAGGCGAAGAUGAGAGCUGGGAUUUUGGCACUGGGGCCGGAUUUUAUCUGGAUGCUACUGAAGAUCCUUGGAAAACUAACUACAGAAUGUACUCUUAUGUAACGGAGGAGCUUCCCCAACUCAUAAAUGCCAAUUUUCCAGUAGACCCCCAAAGGAUGUCUAUUUUCGGCCACUCCAUGGGAGGCCAUGGAGCUCUGAUUUGUACUUUGAAGAAUCCUGGAAAAUACAAAUCUGUGUCAGCAUUUGCUCCAAUUUGCAACCCAGUGCUCUGUCCUUGGGGCAAAAAAGCCUUUAGUGGAUAUUUGGGAACAGAUGAAAGUAAAUGGAAGGCUUAUGAUGCUACCCAUCUUGUGAAGUCCUAUCCAGGUUCUCAGCUGGAUAUACUAAUUGAUCAAGGAAAAGAUGACCAGUUCCUUUCAGAUGGACAGUUACUACCUGAUAACUUCAUAGCUGCUUGUACAGAAAAGAAAAUCCCUGUUGUUUUUAGAUCACAAGAGGGUUAUGAUCACAGCUACUACUUCAUCGCAACCUUCAUUACCGAUCACAUCAGACAUCACGCCAAAUACCUGAAUGCGUGAGAAACGUCAGAUAAGAGACGCCCUCCAGGGUUCUGAAACUGUAAUAAACAGAGUGACAAAGAAAGAGUUUAAAACACUGGAUUUCAUAAUGCUAUAAAUGCUUCCUUCUCCAAUUGAAUCACCCUCUGAAUAAAUAUAUCAAACCGCC
Sus scrofa (pig) is the source of this 1114-nucleotide messenger RNA. RefSeq names its product esterase D (gene ESD). Gene Ontology annotation, molecular function: S-formylglutathione hydrolase activity. Gene Ontology annotation, cellular component: cytosol. Gene Ontology annotation, biological process: formaldehyde catabolic process. The record is from RefSeq and is a predicted model, not a curated record. Lineage: Eukaryota; Metazoa; Chordata; Mammalia; Artiodactyla; Suidae.